Messenger RNA from Gossypium arboreum, 2086 nucleotides. RefSeq names its product L-type lectin-domain containing receptor kinase IV.1-like. NCBI's taxonomy places the organism in Eukaryota, Viridiplantae, Streptophyta, Magnoliopsida, Malvales, Malvaceae. Gene Ontology annotation, cellular component: plasma membrane. The record is from RefSeq and is a predicted model, not a curated record. Gene Ontology annotation, molecular function: ATP binding; carbohydrate binding; protein kinase activity. The transcript has a single exon. Bases 55 to 2076 code for a protein of 673 amino acids. Gene Ontology annotation, biological process: protein phosphorylation.
CUCGAGUACCAUUACAUUAUCGAUAACUAAAUAAAACAAAGAGAGAAGCAGAUAAUGGCAAUGUGUUUCACUUGCAGAUUCGCAAUUCUGCUAACUCUUCUUCUGACCAGCUUAGCAGACAUGGAUGAUGUUGGUUUCAUCUACAAUGGAUUUCUGUCAGCUAAUCUAAGCCUUGAUGGCAUCGCAAAGUUGACUUCGAAUGGGCUCCUAAAGCUCACCAAUGAAACAGGCAGGCAUAAAAAAGGCGGUGCUUUCUACCCUCACCUUAUUAACUUCAAGAACUCAACCAACGGUUCCGUUUCUUCCUUCUCUACUACCUUUGUCUUCGCUAUUAUUUCUGAAUCCCAAGCUUUCAGUGGUCACGGAAUAGCUUUCGCAAUUUCACCAACCAGGGGCCUCCCCGAAGCUCUUCCAAGCGAGUAUCUCGGACUCUUCAACGAUUCCAACAACGGCAAUGCUACAAACCACGUUAUUGCUAUAGAACUCGUUACGGUUCAAAGCAACGUCUUCAAUGACAUCAAUAACAAUCACGUUGGGAUUGAUAUUAAUGGGCUAAAUUCUACCUAUUCUUUUCCAGCUGGAUAUUACGAGGAUGACAGCCGUCAGUUUAGAAACCUGAGUAUGAUCGAUGGGCAAAGGAUACAAGUUUGGGUCGAAUAUCAUGGUCGAGAGAAGCGAAUGGAUGUUACGUUAGCACCAUCUAGAGUUUCUAAACCCAAGACUCCACUUUUAUCUUUGCCUCUUGAUCUUUCUUCAAUUGUUAACAGUAAGAUGUAUGUUGGUUUUUCAUCCUCAACUGGCGCUCUUAUCUCAUCUCAUUAUGUCUUGGGUUGGAGCUUUAAGAUGAAUGGUCAGGCGCAAGAGCUUACCCUGUCUCGACUUCCAAAGCUUCCUCGUUUAGGACCAAAGAAAAAAUCAAGGCUUUUGACAAUUGGGUUGCCUUUGGUUUUAGCGAGUGUGAUUUUGGCUGGAGUUUCAAGUGUAGUUUAUUUCGUAAGGAGGAAGAGGAAGUUCGCUGAAAUUGUUGAAGAUUGGGAACUUGAGUAUGGGCCGCAUAGAUUCAAGUUUAAAGAUCUACAUGUUGCUACAAAGGGAUUCAAAGACAAGGAGCUAUUGGGUGCUGGUGGAUUCGGAAGAGUCUAUAAAGGAGUUCUUCCAACCAGUAAACUUGAGGUUGCAGUGAAAAGAGUCUCACGUGAAUCGAAACAAGGGAUGAAGGAAUUCAUAGCAGAAAUCGUGAGUAUCGGUCGUCUCCGCCACCGAAAUUUAGUUCAACUCUUGGGAUAUUACCGGCGUCAAGGUGAGCUACUUCUGGUCUAUGACUACAUGCCAAAUGGAAGUCUGGAUAAGUACUUGUACAACCAGCCAAAGCUCACCCUUAACUGGGGUCAAAGAUUCAGAGUCAUCAAAGGUGUAGCAUCAGGAUUAUUUUAUCUACAUGAAGAACGGGAGCAAGUUGUAAUUCACAGGGAUGUUAAGGCUAGCAAUAUUUUGCUUGAUAGUGGACUAAAUGGAAGAUUAGGAGAUUUUGGGCUCGCUAGAUUAUAUGAUCAUGGAACUGAACCACAAACUACUCAUGUUGUGGGCACAGUUGGUUACCUUGCCCCAGAGCUUACUCGAACCGGGGAAGCUACACCCUGCACCGAUGUGUUUGCUUUUGGGGCAUUUUUGCUUGAAGUUGCUUGUGGAAGAAGGCCAAUAUCACAAUCUUCAACAGAUGUCAUUCUAGUUGACUGGGUGUAUUCUUGCUGGCGCAAAGGUGAUAUUCUUGAGGCAAAGGAUCCAAAUUUGGGUUCAGAUUGUGUCGCUGAGGAAGUUGAGUUGAUUUUAAAACUUGGGUUGAUAUGCUCCCUGUCAGAGCCUGAAGCCAGGCCAACUAUGCGCCAUAUUGUUCAGUUUUUAGAAGGAGAUAUUCCCUUUCCCAGAAUGUCAUCACUUCGUCUCUCUUAUAGUGGUAUAGCAUUUUCCCAUCGCACAGGCUUCGAUGAAUUUGCCAUGCCGUACACAUCUUCCUUGAACAACAAAUUCUCCCAUUCUUCUUCUGCUGAAGCUUCUCUUCUUUCAGGGGGCCUGUGACUGUAAACUU